Eruca vesicaria subsp. sativa (arugula) is the source of this 201-nucleotide messenger RNA. Lineage: Eukaryota; Viridiplantae; Streptophyta; Magnoliopsida; Brassicales; Brassicaceae. The record is from the annotation of a GenBank genome assembly.
AUGCAGCUCCGUGGACCGCUCGUCGGGCCUGAUAGGUGGUGGUAUCACACCCUUCUCAAAGAAACCGUACGUGACACUCUCGCGUCAUACGGCUCCGCCCCGGAAUCAUGCUUACGCCCUCUCCUUUCAGUCGAGUCACUCCGAGGAACGCCUUUGACCAAGGGGUCCUCGAACCAACCUGUCCUCCCUUUCUAUUCCUAG